This is a messenger RNA of Balearica regulorum gibbericeps (East African grey crowned-crane), 2415 nucleotides long. The record is from RefSeq and is a predicted model, not a curated record. NCBI's taxonomy places the organism in Eukaryota, Metazoa, Chordata, Aves, Gruiformes, Gruidae.
AUGGCUGGCCAACACAUCCUUCCUCAAGCUUUGUAUCAGAGCAAUAUGCUGAAAGCCAUGAAGAUUAGAGAGAGGACACCUGAAGAUCUGGUCAAACCCCCCAGUGGAAUAAUUCACCAUUUCAGGACUAUGCACAGAUAUACCAUAGAAAUGUUCAGAAUGUGCCAGUUUUGCCCUCAGUUUCGGGAAACACUUCAGAAGGCCCUGACUGACCAGGCCACCCAGGCUUCGCUGGAGCGCCAGAGGAAGCUCAACUGGUGCAUGGAAGUUCGGAGACUUGUCCCUUUGAAGACUAAUGGUGAUGGAAAUUGCCUCAUGCAUGCUGCUUCACAGUACAUGUGGGGUAUUGAAGAUAUUGACCUCGUCUUAAGAAAAACAUUGUUUAGUGCACUCAGGGAGAUGGACACACGGAACUUCAAGCUCCGCUGGCAGCGGGAGGCUAUUAAAUCCCAGGAGUUUGUAGAAACGGGACUCUGCUAUGACACCCGGAACUGGGAGGAGGAGUGGGAACGCCUCAUUGAAAUGACCUCCCCAGAAACAUCUGGGGCUCGAAACAGGCUUCCAUAUAAUGCACUGGAAGAAAUCCACAUCUUCAUCCUUGCUAACAUCCUCAGAAGGCCAGUCAUUGUCCUUGCAGAUAAAGUGGUGAGAAGCUUAGAGUCAGGCUCCAGUUUUGCUCCUCUGAACGUUGGUGGUAUUUACUUGCCUCUCCUUUGGCCAGCUGAAGAAUGUUACAGAUACCCAAUUGUGCUUGGCUACGACAACAUGCAUUUUACACCACUAGUGACUCUGAAGGAUAGUGGACCAGAAAUCCGGGCUGUCCCUCUGGUCACCAGUGAACGAGGCAGAUUUGAGGACUUGAGCGUGCACUUUCUGACAGACGUGGAGGAGAGGGAGAAAGAGCAGCUGCUAAAAGACUACUUGAUAGUGAUAGAAAUUCCAGUGCAAGGCUGGGAUCAUGGUACAACUCAUCUAAUUAAUGCUGCAAAGUUAGAUGAAGGCAACAUACCCAAAGAAAUCAACCUUGUGGAAGAUUACUUUCAACUGGUACAGCAUGAGUACAAGAAGUGGCAGGAGAACGCUGAACCUGCUAGGAGAGAGACCUGCUCCAGGAACAGGCAGGAACUGACUGUCUCCCAGCUGUCCCUCUUACAGGUGAAAUGUGAAACACCAAACUGCCCUUUCUACAUGUCUGUGAACACCCAGCCCUACUGCCAUGAGUGCUUUGAGCGGAGGUCCCAGGGAAGCAAAGGAAGGAAGCAGACCUCCAAAGCAGCACCUGAGAAACUGAAGGCAGCUGGGUUGGGCUCCUCCCGUGGGGAUGUUUGUGAACCUGGGGGAUGGACGUCUGAAGAGCCUGUAACAGGGCCUCGGUCUGCACCGCCAACUGCUCCGAGCCUUUUCCUGUACAGCGAGACCACGGCCAUGAAAUGCAAGACACCAGACUGCCCCUUUACAUUGAACGUGCAACACAAUGGGCUUUGUGAACGCUGCUACAACUCUAGACAGCUCGGUCCUUGCAACAAAUUGGAUGACCGGAGACGUUUAGACUAUGCCACGUGCAAGGUAUGCCGUCAGAAGGCCAACAGGACCUUCAAUGGCACAUGCAGCACUUGCUUCAAAAGGACUACAGAACACUCCUCAAAUGGCAGCCCUGCUUUCCUGUCCACGUGCCACCAAAGAUCAACGUCUGACCCGUCCCAGAUCUCGCAGAGCCUCCUCCAGCACUCCUGCCAUCAGGCUCCCAACAGCCGUGGCGAGGAGCCCCUGCCAGCAGUGCUGCCUCCCAAGGAGAAGAGGGGAGGUGACCUCUGCAGGAAACCUGGCUGCAAGUUUUUUGGGACUUCGCAGAAUGAGGGCUUUUGCACACUGUGUUUCUUUGAGUACAAGGAAAACCACGACAGCACUUUGCUACGCCACCAGAGGAGAUCUCAGAGGAAGCCCUUGGCAGCAGGUCAGCUGGGGACCUCCGCUGCCGCCUUCCGUAACACCGUGUCCUGCCAGCGGCGUGACUGCGGCACCCUGGGCAGCACGAUGCUCGAAGGGUACUGCCAGAACUGCUUCAUUAAAGCCCAGAACCAACGAUUUCAGGAAGCCAGGAGGACAGAAGAACAGCUGGUCAGACAGCCAGAAAGAACAGGACAGCAGAGAGAUUUGCAGCGAGGAGUGUUGAGUAGCCAGAAGAGACAGUGUGCUGUGGCUUCGUGUAGAAACAGCCUGGCCUGCAGAAGUGGUGACUUGUGCCCCGAGUGCCAGCGCCUCGAUCAGCUCAUGCCGUUGGGAAGUGCCAGGGACCUGGCUGCAGAAGAUCCCCCGAAACAGCGCUGCCGAGCCCCUGCUUGUGAUCACUAUGGCAAUGCCAAGUGCAACGGCUACUGCAAUGAAUGCUACCAGUUCAAACAGAUCUAUAGCUAG